UUUGGCCACCAAAAAACGUGAAAAAUCUGAUAAAGGAUGUCAAUUCUACUCCAGACAUUACGUGGAAUAAAAUAAUAUGUCGCAUCAAAAGAAAUUAUUAUAAAAAUCGCAUUGCAGCUGAAACUGAACUUUUAGAAAUGUCGGGAGGUUCGGCAACGUCUUCAACUGAUUCCGAGGUUUUAGGAGAAAUGAAAGAAAAAAAUAAAGUAAGAAACACAAAAAAGGUCACUAGUCAACAAAAUUUUGAAACUCUGUUUGCAUCAUCAUCGUCAAAAUUUUGUUCGUUUCAACCAAUCAUACCGGAAGAAACUCCUGAGCCUGUUGUUGAAAGCGAAAAUAUAAUUUUGGAAACCAAUUUUUCGGAUGAGGCAAUUAUUUCUCCUGAAGCAAUUGCAAAUGCGCAGUUUUUAAAUGUCAUCGAACAGCCUUUGAUUGGAGAAGAAAGUAAAAACGACAUUAUUAACAAGUUGAAUGACAUUGAGCAAAAAUUUAAUCAGUUUAAAAAUGAUAUAACAGAGAGCGUAAAAGAUAUGUUGGUGAAGGCAGUUGCGGCAAUUAAAUCAGAUUUUGAUGCCAAAUUAUUGUCAGCAAUGCAGAAUUUUAAAAACAAUCAUCAGGAUGAUGACAAUAUUCAAUUUGAAUUUCAUGCCGUUUCAACCUCACAGGAGUUAAGUCAAUUAAAGGAAAAUCUCAAAGAUCCAAAUUAUGAAAAGAAAGUACAAUCAUUUAAUGAAGAAAAAGAAUAUGAUGAAGAUAACGAUGAAUAUGGUAUGGAAAAAUAUGAAGCUGACGGUGAAGAUGCUAUAAUAGAACAUGACGAGGUUGAAGAGGAAGAUAAUAAUGAUACAGACACGGACUAA
Diabrotica virgifera virgifera (western corn rootworm) is the source of this 860-nucleotide messenger RNA. RefSeq lists its product as uncharacterized. Lineage: Eukaryota; Metazoa; Arthropoda; Insecta; Coleoptera; Chrysomelidae. The transcript has 3 exons. The record is from RefSeq and is a predicted model, not a curated record. Bases 138 to 860 code for a protein of 240 amino acids.